This is a messenger RNA of Auanema sp. JU1783, 2769 nucleotides long. NCBI's taxonomy places the organism in Eukaryota, Metazoa, Nematoda, Chromadorea, Rhabditida, Rhabditidae. The record is from the annotation of a GenBank genome assembly.
AUGUCGAGAUCAUCAUUGAGAUUUCUUUUUCUAUGUCUUAUCGUCUCGAUAUGUCUGUUAAUUGUACUUGAUAUCAAUAUACUAUCGUAUAGUAACUAUGCUAUCUGGGUUUUAUACGAUAGCGCGAAGUAUUACUUAUUCGCUGAGUUGGAUAUCGAUCUCAUAGAAAGUUUGAAAGUUCGUGACGUAAUUUUAGAACCACAUCUUAUUUCCUGUCAGAAUUUAACAUUCCUGAUUGUCGUGCAGGUUGCCUGUUCAGAUAAAUUGAGUAGAGAAUGGUUUAGAUCGAAAGUUGGUAGUCAGAAAGCUAAGUAUGGCUUCGAUUUGAUGUUUUCGGUCGGACGAUCUUUGAGUGAACAUGGAAACACCUUAAUACGUUAUGAGAAUGAGCAAUUUGGUGAUAUUUUACAAACAGACUUCAUUGAUAGCUAUCACAACUUGACAUUAAAACAAUUGUCUCAUAUGAGGUAUAUUGAUUCCAAGUGUCGUAAUGUGGGUAUGAUAUUGAAAGUAGACGAUGAUAUCGUUUUUAACAUUCCAAGAAUUAGUCUAUUCAUUGAAAGUAUUAAAUUAAUGAAAAGUUUGGAUCUCAAGUUCUGGAGAAAUAGCUCUUCGAGCUCUGAAAUAUUUUGCUGUAUGUUUCAUGAAUCUCCGAUUUCUCAUAGCGCAAGUGGCAAAUGGGCUGUUACUCGACGUUUCAAUCAACGAUACUGGCCAGACUUUUGUAGUGGCUCAGGAUAUUUCAUAUCAACUCAAGCCAUUACGGAUAUUCUAAGAAAUGUGCAUUAUUUUGACUAUUUAUGGUUGGAUGAUGUCUUUCUGACAGGAUUUGUUGCUGCAAGAGCAAAAGUUAAGCUUGUUAAUAUAAUGCCGAAUUGUUAUCUGAGUCCCGAAUCUCCAGAAUUACUUAAGUCAGAAAAUUAUCUUUUGAGCAUGUGUUGCUUGGUUACCAGUGAAACCUCAAGCAAAGAACUUCAAACUCUAAAUGUAGUGUGUGCUAGUAAUAUGAACAACUCCAAAAGAUUAGAGAAGUAUCGGAAUGAAUUGGAGCAUCACUUAGAGAAGGUCAAUCGCAAUCUGGACGAAGAAAUACAGCAAAUGAGGGAACGAUUGAAAAAAACGAAAGAGCAGUGUAUUGAAAAAAGAAAAUUGAAAAAGGAGUUGACAGGCAAAAUAAUCACUUUGGAGAGGAAGGUGGAGGAGAAAGACAAUUUUUUACUGGAGAACCGACAAAUUGUGAAAGCUACAGACUCUUCAGUUGUAGGAAAUGAUGAGGAAAUACACCUGAAGUUGAAGAAUUAUAAAAAGAAAAAUUCGGAACUGCGUACCGAGAUAGUUAGCAAAACGAACACAGUCAGCGAGUUGAUGAAUGAAGCAAGGAAGGAGAAUAUACUGCAAGAAACUAGAAGCUUGCGAUCUACUCUUGAAAAGAUCAGAGAAGAAGUUGAAGAUUCAACGAGAAAAAAAACAGCUCAGGAUUCCGCCAUUGAAAGGCUCAGAGCAGAUAUUUCUCUUGCUGAGGAAAGUCAAUCGUUGAUCGAGAACUUAUUGGAAAAAGAAAUUGAUAGACGUAUUAAUCAAACUUCCGAUACUGUUGAUUUAAAAGAAAAAGUGGAAGUGUUCGAGAAAGAGAACGUUCAAAUUCAAGAUGAAUUCAGCAAGCUUUUGAAUAAUUUGAAAGAACGAGAUAUGAGGAUCACCCGUUUGGAGAGCGAGGCUGAAGAAAAAAAAAAGCGAAUAGAGAAAUUGAAUAAGAUGAACGACGAAUAUUUGGAAGAGCUACGGAAAAGCAUUGAGCGAACCAAGUCUGUGUUACAACAGGAGAAUGAAGAAAUUCAGAAAUGUGAACAGUUCAUGGAGAUUGAAGCUAAUACAUUAAAAAAAUUGGAAAAAAAGUAUAAAGAUUUGAGAGAAAAGAAAUGUCUGAAACAAGAGAGCGACUGCUCCGAGGUCGAAUCGGAUUCCGACUUCGAGAGAAAUCUGAAAGAUAUCACGAGAAAACAUGGAAAUAUAGCUCAUAAACUAUUGGAGAAAAAGAAAAGAAUUAGUUCAUCGCUAAGUACGAGACAUUUUCUGGCAGGAAGUAGAGGUAGAGAUUCUAUUGCGAUACCUAACAUGAAGAAAGCGUUCCUGAAUCUAAAAAGAGAACAAAAAGCUUUAGAAUUCAAAGCUCGUUCCUUGAUGGAGAAAAAGAAUCUGUUGAAUUCAAAAGUGGAAAACCUAUUGAAAGACAAUGAACGAAUGACUGCAGAUUUGAGGAAAGCGGAAGAAGUCAAAGAAAAUCUAUUGAAAGAAAUAGGAAGCUUGGAAGCUCUCAUCUUAGAUGGACCUAAUGAGAACAAAGACAAAACAGAAAACGAAAGAAAGGUUGAGUUAGUGAAAGAAGCCAUUAGGAAACAUCUUGUUCAAAACGAUCAGCUCCGUCAAAAAUCAGAAAACUUGAAAAAAGAUCUAUCAGCUUUACAAACCAAAAUUCGAAUGCUGGGGAACGUGAAUGUUGAAGAAGCAGAGCGACUACGUGAAGAAGAAAGGGCAAGCCUGCGUCGUUUGCGGAAUUCUUAUGGGGACCUGAUGAAGAAAGCAAAAAAGAGAGAAAGAGAGUUAGAAUUGUGUAUAAUACAGAGAGAGUCAACGGUGAAUCGUGCUCAAUCUGUCGUACAUCUCGUGACAACCGUCAAGGCUGAGAGAGAAAACGAAAUCAAAGGAAUUAGAAAAAGGGUUUCUGAUAAAAGACAAAUUUUAGAGAGAACACUGGAUGGAACUUUAUGA